AUGGAGGCGCAGAGUAGCAACCAGACCUUCAAGCUCGACAACCUUUUCAAUGUCAAGGGAAAGGUCGCCCUAAUCACUGGCGGAGGCUCCGGCAUCGGUCUGAUGGCCACUCAAGCCCUCGCUGUCAACGGUGCCAAAGUCUACAUCACCGGACGCACAGGGGAGAAGCUGGACCGCGUCGUCGAGCUGUACGGAAAGAACAUCCCCGGCGAAAUCAUCCCCAUCACAGCGGACAUCACAGACAAGAAGUCAAUUGAGAAGCUCGUGCAAGAGAUCUCCUCGCGCGAGAGUCACCUCUCCAUCCUGAUCAACAACGCCGGAAUCUCAAGCCACUCGCAGACAGUGGAGCACGAAGAGCCCAGCGAGCUGCGGAAGAGCCUGUUCGACGACCCGGCCUCCAAGCCAGAGGAAUGGGAGAGCGUGUUCCGGACGAACGUGACGCAGCUGUUCUUCACCACCACGGCGUUCCUGCCGCUGCUGGCCAAGGGGUCGGAGAAGGAGCACGGCUGGUCCAGCACGGUGAUCAACAUCUCGUCGAUCUCCGGGAUCGUCAAAGUCUCGCAGCAUCAUUUUGCGUAUAAUGCGUCCAAGGCGGCGGCGAUCCAUCUGACCAAGAUGCUGGCGCAUGAGAUUAGCACCUCCAAGCUGAAGAUCCGGGUGAAUAAUAUCGCCCCGGGUGUGUUCCCCAGCGAGAUGACUGCGGGGGAGAGCGAUGAGAAGCAGAAGAGCUUUAUUCCCAAGGAGAAGUACGAGCAGAAAGUGCCGGCGGGCCGGCCGGGCAAGGACGAGGAUAUGGCGAGUGCGGUGCUCUUCACGGCCACGAACCAGUAUCUCAAUGGGCAGACGAUCGUGGUGGACGGGGGGUACGUGUUGGCUGCAGGCACUGUCUAA
Molecule: messenger RNA, 891 nt
Organism: Aspergillus udagawae
Lineage: Eukaryota; Fungi; Ascomycota; Eurotiomycetes; Eurotiales; Aspergillaceae
Product: SDR family NAD(P)-dependent oxidoreductase
Exons: 2
Coding region: 1-891 (296 amino acids)
Molecular function (GO): oxidoreductase activity
Source: RefSeq, a predicted model, not a curated record